This is a messenger RNA of Penicillium nucicola, 498 nucleotides long. RefSeq names its product alpha/beta fold hydrolase. The transcript has a single exon. NCBI's taxonomy places the organism in Eukaryota, Fungi, Ascomycota, Eurotiomycetes, Eurotiales, Aspergillaceae. The record is from RefSeq and is a predicted model, not a curated record. The coding region runs from base 1 to 498 and encodes 165 amino acids.
AUGAGACUUCCUGAUGGAAGGAUUUUAGGAUAUGCCGAAUAUGGACCUGAAACAGGCUACCCAUUGAUAUAUCUCCAUGGCUACUCUCAGUGCCGCUAUGAAGGCUCCGUCAUAGAGAACGUUCUUCAUCGACAUGGGAUUCGCAUGGUUGCCCCAGAUCGGCCAGGCUUUGGUCUGUCAACAAACCAACCCAACCGCCGCAUUGCAGACUGGCCUGAUGAUGUCCAAGCCCUGGCUGGCCAUCUUGGUCUCUCUCGCUUCGCCUUGAUGGGUGGUUCCGGAGGUGGUCCCUAUAUAUUGGCGUGCGCGCAUGCACUUCCUCACGAAAUGAUGUCUGCUGUCGGCAUUCUUGCUGGAGGAGGAAAUUGGAAGGCCGGGGCACACCACAUGCCUUUUGUAUAUCGAGCAUCAGCCUUUGCAGCGGAAUAUUGGCCAGCUGGAUUACGAUCUUCAUUGGGCAUUCUGGUUUGGAUUAUCAGGAGUGGAUUGACUUCAUGA